GAGGAGGGGGGCUAGGGUGUCCCGUCGGCACGAGCGCAGAUAGCAGGCAACAGCUGCACCGAGAUCCUCGUUCAAUUUCACCGCGUUGCAUUAGCGCAUAUUUCUCUCCACGAUUUCAUCUCAGAACAGAGGCGAGCUAAAUCCCCAUAACCGGUCAAAAUGGUUGAUCGCGAGCAGCUGGUUCAAAAAGCCAGGCUUGCCGAACAAGCUGAAAGAUACGAUGAUAUGGCAGCUGCCAUGAAAUCGGUGACGGAGCUGAACGAGGCGCUGUCGAACGAGGAGCGCAACCUGCUGUCGGUGGCCUACAAGAACGUGGUGGGCGCCCGGCGCUCCUCCUGGCGCGUCAUCUCCAGCAUCGAGCAGAAGACCUCGGCCGACGGCAACGAGAAGAAGAUCGAGAUGGUGCGCGCCUACCGCGAGAAGAUCGAGAAGGAGCUGGAGGCCGUGUGCCAGGACGUGCUCAACCUGCUGGACAACUUCCUGAUCAAGAACUGCAGCGAGGCGCAGCACGAGAGCAAGGUCUUCUACCUGAAGAUGAAGGGCGACUACUACCGCUACCUGGCGGAGGUGGCGACCGGCGAGAAGCGCGCCACCGUGGUGGAGUCCUCGGAGAAGGCCUACAACGAGGCGCACGAGAUCAGCAAGGAGCACAUGCAGCCCACGCACCCCAUCCGCCUGGGCCUGGCGCUCAACUACUCGGUGUUCUACUACGAGAUCCAGAACGCGCCCGAGCAGGCCUGCCACCUGGCCAAGACGGCCUUCGACGACGCCAUCGCCGAGCUGGACACCCUCAACGAGGACUCCUACAAAGACUCCACCCUUAUCAUGCAGCUGCUGCGAGACAACCUGACACUGUGGACCAGUGACCAGCAAGAUGACGAGGGUGGGGAGGGCAACAACUAAACGCAACAAAACAAACAGCAGAAAAAAAGAAAAGAAAAUUUCAAAAGGCGUGUCACUCUCUUUUCUUGGGGAAGAGAAGAAAAUUGAGGAGAGAAAAAAAAUGUUUUGUUGACACCGACGACAUUUAAAAAGAUAAAUAAUAUGGCUGGUGGAACUCUUGGUUGGCAAGCAGCUUUUGAGCCAAUGGUUUCCACGGCAGCGGCAGUUGUUUAUUUUUCCACAAGUUAAAAGAAAAAAAACAAAUCGAGGCGAAGGGGGAGGGGGGUGGUGGUCAGUGGGUUGAAGUCUUAGUUUGAAUAUAUAUAUAGAAAUAUAUCUAUAUGAAUAUAUAGUUGAGUGGGUCUCCCUCUUCUUGAUUAUCUUUUGACGUUUGCCAAAACCACUGAUAAUGGCACUGACGUUGCCACAGGUGGUGCUUGGUGGAGGGGAGUGGCAGCCUUAGACUUGGCUAUAUUGGGCUGACAUAGUUCAACCGGAAGCUGCUUAGUCAUUUUUUUGGGGUAGUAGACAUGCAUUUGAAAGAGGUUCUGAUGUUUAAAAAAAUAUAUAUCACAAAAAAAUAAACACUUGAAUGCGACAGUUAAAAAAAAGUUGUUGUCAGUGGUCCCAGUAAGACAUUGUGGCAAUUCACGACUAUAAGGAAGAAUAAGACGGAUUACAAAAUGUAUUAAGUCCAUCUGUUUAGUAUUCCGGUAUCCUCUAACAUGAUAGAUUUACGAUAGUUAUUUGGCACGCAGAUAGUCAGCCUAGGAGGCCUACACCCUCAUUGGUGGAGGAGCCAUGACUCAACCAAAUUUAUUUACAUUUUUUUUAACGUUUUGUUUGGUUUAAAGAAAAUAAAGUUGAUAUACCCGAGAACAAGUAUGACUGGGGUGUUUGGAGGGAGAUGGGGGAAACACCUUGUGAGAAUCCCCUGUUGAUCAAUCUCCGAGUGUCCUUACUGGAUCCACUGACUGCUUUAAAGAUCGAGGUGCGAUUACUGUUGGAGACUUAACUGUUAACAAUAGAAAAAUAGGAAAAAAUAUAGCAGCUUCAAGAGUUUGUGGUUUACUUCUGUGUUUAAUUUAUUUUUGCACUUGCCUACUAAACUGUUUUGUCCGUGUAAGAUAAUUACGACAAUAUUAUCAAUGAUUCAAUAUUGUGCAUGCUGGUGAUGUAUUUAUAAAAAUAGCUUGACUUUAUUAACUUAUACCUUGGGUGUUACGUAUUCAUAUGGUUAAGAAGUAAAUGGGCUUCGAUUUGAUUAUUUAUAAUUUAUGACUUUUUAAUGAUUUAAUUUUGUUUUUAAUUUGCUAUACCAAAAUUGUGAUUGUUAACAAUAAAUCAAUCUGUUACGAGCAUUGCUGUUGUGACAUGAACAUGUUUUUAUUUUUUUUCCUUUGGUUUAACUAAAAAUUUAAGGGGGGAAACGGCAAACAAACCAGGGAUUUAACCUCAUUCACUGGUGUUUGUGGUGGUAACAAAAAAAUACAUUAAAAUGAUGACGUUGUUUAAACAAUCUUUGGUUCUAAGAAAAGUAUACGAGUGUUUUUCCUGUCAUGUUAUGCAAUGAAACAUGUACGGUAUAAAACGAUCGUGAAGUGUGUCUGUAAGCAACUAACACCAUGGACCAUAGUUUUAUUUCCUGGCAGUAUACACUUAUCUUUAUUUUUUUUCUUUGUAAUUUUUGUUUGUUUGUUUGUUUUUUAACCUUAUAGCUGUCUCCUGAGUGACAAAUAUCUUGAAUGUGAGUCAUAAUGUAGCAGUUGCACACAAGCCUAAGUAAUGAUAAAUAUGAUAAAUAAAAAAGAAUUUGACAAGGUUACAAAUGCAAUCCCUGGUUCCCACUGCUCCUGUCUAUUGGUCUGCUGUUAUUCUACAAAUUAGCUCAAGAAACUUAACGGAAUAAAAACCUACUAAAUUACUAAAACCAUUCAGGUGAGGUACCAACAAUCAGAAUGCUGUUACUUUGAUUCGUAUUAUGUUAUGUUCCUCUGUUUUGUUAUUGUAACAUUUAUUUUGUAAAACUCUUGUGUUUUUUCUUCAUUUGUGUGCCUGACAUUCGAUUAUUUUAUUUCAGCCUUAAUGAAGUGUAUGCACCAUGUCAUGGAACACAUUCUCUUGUGUUUGUUUUUAUUUUUUUAAUUAUUUUUUUCAUGUUUCUCUUUUGCUUUGACAGUUUGAUCAUUGAUUUUAUGAUGGCGGGGUAGACGAAAAGAUUACUGAAUUUACAGUGAGCAGUAUGCAAACGCUGACAACAAGAUACUUCCUGUUUACUUCUGUUGCGUUUUUAAUAUCUCAUUCACUCAUAGACCCAGUCGGCAACUCUGGGACCGCCCAUGAAAUUGCUUGUUUUUCCCCAUGGUUGCCCCACCCGCUGUAUGUAGUGUCUAAUUAAUAUGCCUAAUGACUGGCAGUGAUUGGCACCACACGACCGUGGGUGGAGCAUUCGGAGGGGAAAACAAUGCAGUUUCAUGGGCGGCCCAGAGGAGCUAACUGGGUCAAUGACACCACCCUUUCCCAUUAUGGGGCUUUUGCCACGACGUCAGCCAUGUCUGACAAGUUUGUUCUCUGUGUCAAUAUAUUAUUUUUCCGUUUAUGUUCUGUUUUUUUUUUCUUUUUGUCAAGCACACUAGCAACACUGAGAACAGUCAAGAGAUAUUGAACAACCAUUAAACAAACGAACGUACACAUAGCCACUAAGUACUGACGACGACUAGAACAUCAUCAAUAGCAUGGCUGGGAUAGCAAUAGGCACACAGUUUGAAUUGUAGUGUUCCGCACAUAAUCAAUAAAUACCUCAGGUCUUGUCUGUCAAA
Molecule: messenger RNA, 3701 nt
Organism: Engraulis encrasicolus (European anchovy)
Lineage: Eukaryota; Metazoa; Chordata; Actinopteri; Clupeiformes; Engraulidae
Product: 14-3-3 protein gamma-B
Exons: 2
Coding region: 160-903 (247 amino acids)
Biological process (GO): intracellular protein localization; signal transduction
Cellular component (GO): cytoplasm
Molecular function (GO): protein kinase C binding
Source: RefSeq, a predicted model, not a curated record